Messenger RNA from Hirsutella rhossiliensis, 2244 nucleotides. Its product is annotated as histidine kinase group protein. The record is from RefSeq and is a predicted model, not a curated record. The transcript has 2 exons. The coding region runs from base 1 to 2244 and encodes 747 amino acids. NCBI's taxonomy places the organism in Eukaryota, Fungi, Ascomycota, Sordariomycetes, Hypocreales, Ophiocordycipitaceae.
AUGGCCAAGAAGAAACCCAAGCAGCCAUCGGUCGCAGGAGAAGAUGGCGCCGCCGACAAAUCGCCUCGAAGCCCCGACGCCCCGGCCCCUCCUCCCCAGCAACCGUCGGCAGCCAAGAAGAGCUCCAGGGCUCCAAGCGAAGCAUCUGUAACGCCUUCGUCCUCGUCGCUCAUAAUAUGUCGCAACAAGCACUGGCGACACAUUUCUUCCUUCCACGGCGCCUGGCUCCAGAUGCCCACUGAGAUCCUCGAGACCAUCGCAAACAUAAACUACAACACCCAGCGUCCUCGCCCCAUCGAUCCCGCCAUCCUGUUUGACCUCAUCAAGAUUCGCAAAAACGUCGACGAGGCCGCCGACCUCGCCGUCAGGGCUGCCAGCGACACCGCCUCCCCGACGCUUUCGUCCGUCAAUGGUGGCAUGCCAGGUGUGUCCUCGAUGAACGCCUUUGGCCUGGGCUUGACCGGUCACGGCACAAAGUUAAGUCGCGAGAGAAGGUUUCGCAUGCGAGAACUGGCAAGCCAGAAGCUUGCCCGUGCCUAUCGCUUAGACGAGAUUGCUUCCAGUGUCGCCACCAUGCAGGGCGCCUCGACCCUCGAGGACAUUGGAGCCCUGGUGCUCCAGCACAGUCCCGAGGAUCCUGACGCCAAAUAUGUCCACUUCUUCCACCAAAAGAUCCCCUCACGCCACCUGGCCGAGUCGACGAGCCUGCAACCCCUCGAGGACAUCAUGUCCACCAGGGCUGGUCAGCCAGAGGUACUGCGCACCCUGGCCACGGUCAAGAUUUUCAAGGGUGACUUGGACGGCGCUGCCCAGGAUCUUACAGACGCCAUGGCCCUGUCGAGAUAUCGUGGGGAGUCGCAUCGGUCCAGUGCUGACAGUGUGCAACAAGCCCAGCAGGCACAAGGCAGUAGGAGGCGGCUGCCAGAUGUGAUUCUUUCCCAAGAUGGCCAGCCAAGCGGUCUUGACUCGCAGCUUCUCUUCCAGCGCGGAUGCGUCUACCUCUCCAUGGCCAGCCUGUGCGUCUCGGACGGCAUUCCCUGUCCGACAGCCCCCUCUGCCGAGGCAAACGGCUCCGAGAAGCAUGCCGCCGACGACGCUGAUCAUGAUGGGCCUGACGCCGAGAAACGAGAUGCAGACACCAGUGCCGAGGCCUUGAAACUGCAGGCCGAUUCGCGAAGACAUGUCAAGUUCAUGGCCAAGCGAGCGCUCCGGGACUUGAUGGCCUUUCUCGCCCAGUUCGACUACACGCCCGACAUGCCCAUCAAGCUCAACAAGGAGUUCAAUGAGCGCGUCUUCCUCGCUUCCCAGGGCGUCCGGAAUCCUCGCUGCUCCGACGCAGGCGGCCCAUUGGAGCCGCACACGCUUUACUCGCUGGCCGAGCUUUUCUCGGCCGUGCCGCCUUCGAAUCUCCCGGCGUACCCAAGUCAGGACAUGGUUAGGCGCGAUGAACUGAGUCCACGGCCGGCCACUACUUGCGAGUGGGUGACUUACCAUCCGCUUCUCACCGAGGCUCUGCACUCCCUCCUCCUGUGCCAUUGUCUGGCUCAGACUUCGGUCAAGGAACUUCAGCGCCACGCAUACAUGGUCGCGCGCCUCGUCAGGCUGUGUGAGGGCUAUCCUGUAUUCCAAGCGAGCAGGUCGCCCGCACGUACAGACUGGGUCGAGGUUCUCCGAAGAGCUAAGAACUGGCUGAAUCUCUCGCCGAGUUGGGAAAGUCUCUGCUUCCCAGCGCCCCUCCCGGUCUACGACCCGCAUCCCCACCCAGCGUCGGCUGCGCAUGAUCCAGCCAGGGCCACUGCGGCCACGGCCCUCAUUAACGGCAGCUCCGCCGUCUCGGCCCAGGAGAAUCGCAAGGCUACCCUCCCCGAGCCGAAUCCGGCGGAGGAUAUACCAGGGAAACGGACCGUGGAUCGGCAGGUGACCCACCAGGCAACGACCUCAGCGAAGAAGAAGGAUGCCGCCCUCGACGUCAAGAGCUCGGCGGGCAUCGGGCCCAGCAGGAGCGAUUCUACGCCGGCUCCGGCCCCGGUCAGCCUUGAAUCUGCCGUGUGGUGGGCCAGCGAUGACGGCAGAGAUUACCCCAUUGCGUCGGACCGCUCCGUGUGCAUUGCGCAGUGGGUGCUGGAGGCGCCCCAGGUCACUGGAAUCAAGCGCAAGAAGCGCGCGAAGAAGAGCACCGCCAAGGUAGGCGAGGCGGCCGAGGACCUCGCCAAGCUGGACUUUGGCGAGGCCAACGAUGCGUAG